This is a messenger RNA of Cynara cardunculus var. scolymus (artichoke), 3192 nucleotides long. RefSeq names its product TMV resistance protein N-like. The record is from RefSeq and is a predicted model, not a curated record. Bases 1 to 3192 code for a protein of 1063 amino acids. NCBI's taxonomy places the organism in Eukaryota, Viridiplantae, Streptophyta, Magnoliopsida, Asterales, Asteraceae. Gene Ontology annotation, biological process: defense response; signal transduction. Gene Ontology annotation, molecular function: ADP binding. The transcript has 4 exons.
AUGGCUAGUACAAGUGCAUCCUCUCAACGUCGAUGGACAUAUGAUGUAUUUGUAAGCUUUAGAGGUGAAGAUAUCCGUAAAAGCUUCAUGGAUUAUCUCUUCAAAGAUUUCAAACAAAAAGGAAUUAAUGCUUUCAGAGAUGAUGACGAAAAGCUGAGAGGAGAAGAGCUGCCUCCUGAACUGUACAAAGCCAUUGAAGAAUCAUGGUUUUUGAUAGUUGUCUUCUCCAAAAAAUUUGCAUCUUCGUCAUGGUGUUUGAGGGAACCCACAAAAAUCCUCGAGUGCAAGCGAGCAGGGGAGCCCAAACAUGAGGUCCGAAUUCUAUUUUAUGAUGUAAAGCCUGAYGUAGUGAGGAAACAAACUGGGAGCUAUGCGGAAGCCUUCAUCAAACAUGAAAGUUCAAAUACAACCGAACAGGAAAUGGACUUGUCACGCUUCACUAGACCGGGUAAGGUGCACAUGCUUGGAAUAUGUGGUAUUAGCGGUGUAGGGAAGACAACUCUUGCCAAAGCUAUUUAUGACAAGAUGUGUAURGACUUUAYGGGAUGCUGUUUUUUUGAAAAUGUCCAACGAGUAGCAAAACAUAAAAGCAUAACUGAAGUCCAAAUGCAAAUUAUUAAUAGCAUCUUGAAAACAAGACUUGAAACGUUAACGAAUGUGARUGAUGGAAUCAAGUUAAUAAAGGAGAGGAUGGCAUCUAUGCCGAUCUUGCUUGUUCUGGAUGAUGUGGAUGAUCGGGAGCAAUUAAAAGCAUUAGCCGGUUCCCAUGAUUGGUUUUGCCCUGGAAGUUUUAUUAUUUUCACCGGUAAAGACAAACAGUUGCUAAGGUCUCAUGAAGUAGAUAACAUUCAUGACAUGUCAUUUUUACCGAUUCAUAAAGCCAAGGAGCUUUUUCAUUUGUAUGCUUUUCGCCAUAAGCAUCCAACAGGGGAUUUCAUGGUGCUCUCUGACCACGUUCUGAAGUGUUUGCAAGGGCACCCAUUGGCUCUUAUAGUUUUGGGUAGUCAUUUGUAUCGCAAGUCUAUGGAUGUGUGGCAAAGCGAAGUGGAUAUACUCCAAAAAUAUCCUGAUGCAGAGAUACAAGAAAAGCUUAGACCAAGUUUUGAUGCGCUAGACUUCGAUAAGAAAAACAUAUUUCUUGAUAUCGCCUGCUCGUUCAUUGGGGAAGAUAAAGAUUUGGCAGUAAGUGUACUAGGAAGCAGUGCACAUGCUAAUAUCGAGGUUCUACUAGAUAAGUCACUUAUUACAAUAUCUCGUGAUAAUAAUUCACUUCAAAUGCAUGAUUUGAUUCAAAGCAUGGCAAGGAGAAUUAUAYAUGAGGAAUUUGUGGUAAAGGAAGUGUGGAGCAGACUAUGGAAUUUAUCAGAUUUCCGUAAUGUAUUGAGCAAAAAUAAGGCAAUAGAAGGAGUGGAAGUUCUUGACCUUUCUCUAGAGCAAUCUAGUCAAAACGUUCACAUAGACGGUGAAGCUUUUGAAGAUAUGAAAAAUCUGCGGAUCCUAAAAAUUUCUUAUGGGGAACUCAUAAACUUUUGGGAGGACUCUAAGGUGAAUUACUCUGGANAAGCUUUUGAAGAUAUGAAAAAUCUGCGGAUCCUAAAAAUUUCUUAUGGGGAACUCAUAAACUUUUGGGAGGACUCUAAGGUGAAUUACUCUGGAUGGUUGAAAGCUUUAUCGAAUGAGUUAACGUUGCUUUAUUGGAAUGGAUGCCCUUUCGAGUUCCCUUUGGAUUUUUAYCCAGAAAACAUUGUGGUCAUUGACUUGUCUUACAGCCACUUAAAAACUCUUUGGACAACACCUAAGUGUUUUGCAAGGUUGAAAGUGAUGAAGCUAAAGCAUUGUCAUAACCUAACAAGUACCCCUGAUUUCACAAGUAUUACAAAUCUCGAAGAGUUAAUUCUUGAAGGUUGUAUUAACUUGGUCAAAGUCCACCCAUCUUUUGGAAUGCUCAAGAAGCUUGUUGUUCUAAAUAUGAGAUAUUGCGAACGUUUUAGGAGAUUCCCCUACAAAGUCGAAAUGGAUUCUCUUGAAGUUGUGAAUCUCUCGGGUUGCUCAAAACUGGACAAACUUCCUGAAUUCUUUAGCACAAUCCAGACGUUGAAGGAGUUCUCUAUUGAUGGAACCGCCAUAAUUGACCUUCCUUGUUUUGUUUUCUCUCAAUGCAACCUUCAAGUACUGAAAAUUGGUCGACGUGAAGAGAAGCGGUCUAGACGGUGGGCUUCAAUUUAUCAACAUUCAUGGUUACCAAGUAAGAUACAACAUCCCCAAAAAAGUCUAGUAAUGUCUUCAUUCGUGGAUUUACGUUACUUACGAGAAUUAAAUAUUAGCGAUAGCAAUAUAUUGGAAGUGUCUGAUAGCAUUGGAGGCUUAUCAUGUCUAGAAUCUCUACACUUGGAAGGGAACAACUUUACUAGCUUACCUGGAUGUCUGAGUCAACUUCAUCGCCUUAUAUGUUUUUACCUUUAUGGUUGCAAGAAGCUGGAAAUGCUUCCAGAACUUCCACCUAACCUUCUGAUUCUUAAAGCAUAUUGUUGCACCUCCUUGCAUUUACCUAGCAAUUUUAAUAUUCAAUCAUCCUUAUCCAUGAGUUUUUUCGGUUGUCCAAAAUUGUUAAGGAAUGUUAGUAUUGAAAGCCAAUUUUAUAUCUGUCAGCCUCCACUUGAUCUUAACUCAUCUAUAACCUCCCACAAUUUUAGAAACCAAAUUUCUUCUUUGCUUCAAUUUAUGGAGUUCCCCAUUAACACACGUGGAAUCUUCGGUGGACAAGACAAUUUCCAUUUGGAUAUAAAAUAUCAUGGAAAUAGAAUUCCACAAUGGUUUACAGAUACAAGUAUGGGAAAUCACUUACAGUAUGAUUUGCGUCCAAAUUUCUGCUACAACAAGUUGAGGGGAUAUGGAUUAUGUGUUGUUUUGACGCUGAAAAAGUCUUAUUAUGAUCACUUCAGUUACAACAAUUUACCAUACUAUCAUGUGGACAACUUUGAUGGGACUUCUUUGGGUCACCUCUAUCAAUUUAUAUAUGGUUCCACUGAAAUCCCUAAGUCAGAUAUCAUAUGGUUUUGUUUUGAGACUCGAGUUUAUCAUGAAUGGCAGGAGGCAAAGAAUUUUGUUACUUUUUGGUUUGAAGAUAAUGAUGAUGUUGAGGUAAAAGAAUGUGGUUUUAGACUUGUUUUUGAUGAAGAUAUAGAAGAAUAG